Raphanus sativus (radish) is the source of this 2376-nucleotide messenger RNA. Its product is annotated as inactive protein kinase SELMODRAFT_444075. The transcript has 9 exons. Gene Ontology annotation, molecular function: ATP binding; protein kinase activity. Gene Ontology annotation, biological process: protein phosphorylation. The record is from RefSeq and is a predicted model, not a curated record. Bases 188 to 2173 code for a protein of 661 amino acids. NCBI's taxonomy places the organism in Eukaryota, Viridiplantae, Streptophyta, Magnoliopsida, Brassicales, Brassicaceae.
CAUUUUAUUUGUGAGCUUCACUCUGAGAGCAUCUUGGGUUGCGUGACACUUCCACUUUCUCAUUCCAGGAAAAAAAAUGGGUUUGCAUUAAGUGGGAAGUGCUAAAAGUGUGUGCAAGCAAAGGUUGACGACACAAGAAGUUAGGGCUUCUUUGGAGUUCUUGGUUUGUGAUUUCUUAGUCUUGAGAAUGAAGCAUAAGGGUUGUAGAGAGAAAAGUGUUGUAGUGGGGAAGAAAGUAAUAGUUGCUGUUAGAGCUUCAAAGGAAAUCUCAAAAUCAGCUCUUAUUUGGACUUUAACUCAUGUUGCUCAACCUGGAGAUCGAAUCAGACUUCUUGUUGUUGUUCCUUCCAAUUAUUCAAGUAAAAAGAUUUGGGGGUUUUCGAGACUUACCACCAACUGUGCAUUAGGCCAUGGAGGAUUUUUUGCUGGAACAAACUCAGACCAGAAAGAUGAUAUUCACGAGUCUUGUUCACAGAUGAUGUUCCAGUUACACAAUGUUUAUGAUGCAGACAAGAUAAAUGUCAGAAUCAAGAUUGUUUUUGCUUCACCUGAUGGAGUCAUUGCUGCUGAGGCCAAGAAAUCUAACUCAAACUGGGUGGUUCUAGACAGGGGACUGAAGUAUGAGAAGAAAUGUUGUAUUGACCAAAUUGAGUGCAAUCUUGUGGUAUUCAAGAAGUCACAGCCAAAGGUUAUUCGUCUUAAUCUGGUGAAAAAUGCAGAUACAGAGCAUCUAGAAGCUGUUUCCAGGUUAACUUCAAAGUCUGUCGUCUCCCGGAGAAGCUCAAGACAAGGUAGAAAGCUGAGGGAACCGUUUGUGACUCCAGCCAGCAGUCCAUACCAAGAAGGUUCUGAAAUGGGGACUUCAUCUAUAUCUAGCUCUGAUGCUGGAGCUUCCCCAUUUCUAGCUUCACAACUCUUUGAGGGCCUUAAUCCAUGGGUCAGUGAUGGAAACAAGAGUUUCAUUGAAUCUGAUACUGAGUCGGAUGGUGAAAAGUGGAGUCCUAUAUCAAUGGCCUCCUCAUCUUCUCGUCCUGUGAUAACAUCUGACAUUUUGAGUCCCAGUGGUGAUGUAACAAAACCUCAUAAUACCGGAACUCCAAGAAAAUCAAGAUUUGCUUCGGUUCUAAGGCUAGGUUCAUCCAAGAAAGAACCUGACGUCCGUAAAACUGAUACAUGCUUAAACAAAAGCGUGAGAGAAGUGGUUUCCUUAUCAAGAAAGCCAGCUCCUGGACCUCCUCCGCUAUGUUCCAUAUGCCAACACAAGGCACCUAGAUUCGGAAACCCUCCAAGAUGGUUUACUUAUAACGAGCUGGAGACCGCAACGAAGGGUUUCUCUAAAGGGGGUUUCUUGGCUGAAGGUGGGUUUGGUUCGGUUCAUAGAGGAACAUUACCAGAUGGUCAGAUCGUUGCUGUGAAACAGUACAAGAUUGCUAGCACACAAGGUGACAAAGAGUUCUGCUCUGAAGUUGAGGUCUUGAGCUGUGCACAGCAUAGGAACGUUGUAAUGCUCAUUGGACUUUGCGUGGAGGAUGGGAAAAGAUUGCUGGUUUAUGAGUAUAUCUGCAAUGGUUCUUUACAUUCUCAUCUUUAUGGUUUGGGGAAAGAACCGUUAGGAUGGUCAGCGAGACAAAAGAUUGCGGUUGGAGCAGCUCGUGGGUUGAGAUACCUUCAUGAAGAAUGUAGAGUUGGUUGCAUUGUUCAUAGGGAUAUGCGUCCUAACAACAUUCUCCUCACUCAUGAUUUUGAGACUUUGGUUGGAGAUUUUGGAUUAGCGAGAUGGCAACCAGAAGGAGAUAAAGGAGUGGAGACAAGAGUGAUUGGAACUUUUGGGUACUUAGCACCUGAGUAUGCACAAAGCGGACAGAUUACAGAGAAGGCAGAUGUGUACUCUUUUGGGGUUGUCUUAGUUGAGCUUAUCACAGGAAGAAAAGCUAUGGACAUUAAACGUCCUAAAGGUCAACAAUGUCUCACCGAAUGGGCAAGACCGUUGUUGCAGAAACAAGCCAUCAAGGAGCUUCUUGAUCCGCGUCUGAUGAAUUGUUACUCCGAGCAAGAAGUUUACUGUAUGGCGCUAUGUGCUUACCUUUGCAUUCGCCGUGACCCUAACUCAAGGCCACGAAUGUCUCAGGUGUUGCGGAUGUUAGAAGGAGACGUUGUCAUGAAUCAAGUCUAGAAUCUUCACAGGGAAAAGAGUCUGCUCUUGGAGUUUGUAGAGUAUUUAGAGUUGGUUAAUGAGUAUUGUUUCGGUUUAUAUGUACAAGUUUGUUAAUGAGACUAAGAUUCAUGUCGAAGUUUGUUUGUUGAGAAUUUUGUGUAGAUGAUCAAUGAAGUUUGUAAUAUACUAUACAAUUCUAUUUUAUAAAGAUUGCUGCGUAA